Molecule: messenger RNA, 1036 nt
Organism: Fomitopsis serialis
Lineage: Eukaryota; Fungi; Basidiomycota; Agaricomycetes; Polyporales; Fomitopsidaceae
Exons: 4
Coding region: 68-1036 (322 amino acids)
Source: RefSeq, a predicted model, not a curated record
CGCCGCUCUGCCGCACAUCCAGCCACCUCUCCAGCCAGCUGCACACACUCCGCCCCACUCUGUAGAGAUGCCCCCGCAACUAGGGGCGUUUGCGAUUCCGUACCCCGCCCAGCACAAGUCGCGCACGGCGGCGAGCGCGGAGGUCGUGGAGGUGGGCACUUCGUACCAGCACCAGCCUGCGGCGGGGCCGAGUCGGAUACAUGGAAACGGGGUCGACGACCCAGCGAAGAAAGACAAGAGGCGGAAAGAGAUGGUCGGGAAAGUGGUUGGAAGGGAGCUGAACGACCGCCGCGACGAGAUAGUCGGGCGGCACUACGCAGAGCUGAUCGGGGAGCUGCACCACGCCUCCAUACAGCUCUCGAUGCACCCCGACACGCUGCCCGCGUACAACCUGCGGCUGUACCCCCUCUCGCUCGAGCGCUCCGCCCUGCUCGCGCAGCUCGUGUUCCAGGAGAAGCACGGGGUGGAGGUCAUCCAGACCGCGUACGACGAGGAGCGCGAGCGGGUCGAGGAGGAGUGGCAGAAGGGCCGGGAGCGCAUCCGCGAGCGCUUGUUGGAGGGCAUCGAGGAGCGGCGGCGGCGGGCGAGGGAGGAGAAGGAGAGCGACGGGCCGGCGGCGGCUGCGCAACAAACUCGGCGGCGGGACCUCGCCACCCUCCACGCCGCUCUCCGCCGCCGCCCCGGCGCAGGCUCCCUCGGGGCGAUCCCCGCAGGGCCCAUAACCUCCGGGCCGUUCCUCAAUCCGCACUCGCUCGCCGUCGACGAGCUCCCCUCGCCCUUCCCGCUCCCGCUCACAUCGACGCACCUCAGCCACACCUCCGGGUACGCGUACGGGGCGGGAGCGGCAGCCGUAGGAAACGGGAAGCGGAGGGCGAGGGGAGGUGGCCGCGAGGCGCAGGCCUUGGGAGGGCUUGGGAAGAGCCUGAUGCUGCUGAACACGGUCAAGGACCAGGAUGUCGAGCAUGACCUCAUGGAGAUCCGGAGAGGGAAUAAGCGCCGGCGAGUUGCCGCCACGACUGUGGGCGCGAAGGGCUGA